Molecule: messenger RNA, 1311 nt
Organism: Heteronotia binoei (common prickly gecko)
Lineage: Eukaryota; Metazoa; Chordata; Lepidosauria; Squamata; Gekkonidae
Gene: NHLRC1
Product: NHL repeat containing E3 ubiquitin protein ligase 1
Exons: 1
Coding region: 109-1311 (400 amino acids)
Biological process (GO): proteasome-mediated ubiquitin-dependent protein catabolic process; protein polyubiquitination; negative regulation of translation
Molecular function (GO): translation repressor activity; protein binding; ubiquitin protein ligase activity
Source: RefSeq, a predicted model, not a curated record
UGAUCACCCAAUGUGACCAGAUGGCACAGCGCACCAGCGGCGGAGUGAAGCAGACGUCCUCUCAGAGUUGUAGAAACGUCUGUCAAGGCCGCUGAGAAAGUGCAGAUAAUGACAGAGCUGGUUGAUCAGGCGGAGACUGGUCUGCUUGAAUGCAAAGUGUGCUUUGAAAGAUACAGCCAGCAGAAAAAACGUCGCCCAAGGAACUUAUCAUGUGGACACGUUAUAUGCCUGGAAUGUGUCUCUUCUCUCGCCCAUCCCCGGAGUUUUAAGUUGGAGUGCCCUUUCUGUCGAAGAGCCUGCCGAUCUUCUGAGACCAGUGACUGUUUGCCAUUAUUGCACUUGAUGGAAAUCUUGAGCCCUUCAGCUGUGAACUCUCCGCUUCCAGGAAGGGCAAUUGGGACAGGUGAGGAUAUGUCUGUACCAACCUCUCAUGCCUUAACAUUCAGUCUUUCCUUUGGAGGAUGGGGAACGCUCAUCAAUCCAACUGGGAUUGCCAUCUGUCAGAAGUCCGGCUGCAUCGCCGUAGCUCAUGAUGGCAAGAAGAGGAUUAAGCUGUUUUCUCUCAAUGGGAGCUGCAUACAACAGUUUGGAGAAAGAGGAGAGGCAGGAAAUGACAUCAUGUACCCAACUGAUGUCACGGUCACGUUGGACGGCCACAUUGCAGUCACAGACGGUGGCGAUCGUUCCGUCAAAGUGUUUGAUUUUAAUGGCAGGGGCAAGCUAGCGAUCUCAGAGUCCUUUUCUUUACCGUGGGGCCUGGAUACCACGCCUCAGAAUGAUAUUGUCAUGACCGAUUCAGAGGCAGGCGUUCUGUAUCGCUUGAUGGCCGACUUCAAAAAGGGAGAAUUAAGGGCAGUGGAAAAAAUGUAUUCUAACCUGUGUAACCCAAGAAAAGUGGCCGUUUCUCAGACUUCUGGGGCGGUUACAGUAAUAGAGCAUUUAACGGCAAAAGGUCCAAGCUUCGGCUGCACAAGAGUGAAAGUCUUCAGUGCGGAGAUGAAGCUCAUUAGCCAGGUGGAUAGUUUUGGCCUGAAUCUUGUAUUCCCUUCCAAACUCUAUGCCAGUGCUGCUGCCUUCAGCAAGGAAGGACACAUAACAGUAACUGAUGCCUCUAACCAAGCAGUGUUUAGCCUUGGCAAACCUGAAGAAUUCCCUGUCUGUAAGCCCAUCAUUACCCAGGGUCUUUCCUACCCCCUGGCAUUAGCUUACACCGCAAAUAAUUCUCUGAUUAUCUUGGAUGGCGGGGAUCAUUCUUUGAAAGUAUAUACCGCCUACUCAAGUGCUGAGGGAGGGUGCUCUCCUGCAAACUGA